UGCAUAUUAUUGGCACCAAGAGUACCAACAUUAAUGGCGAAGCCAAGCUUUGUUGUCUGGUUCUUUCUGGCUCUCUCUAUCGCCUUCCUUGCCAGUUCAAUCUCUGCCGACAGAAGCUUCGGCCAAGUCUGCGAUGCUUCUAGGUUCAGAGAACUGGGGCUGAAGAUGGAGGAUUUCGGGUUCUGCGACUCUUCGCUGCCAUACCCAGUGAGGGUGAAGGACUUAGUGGACCGGAUGACGCUGCCGGAGAAGGCGCAGCAGCUGGGAGACACGGCGACUGGGGUGCCCAGGAUUGGCCUGCCUGCGUACGAGUGGUGGUCGGAGGCGCUGCAUGGCGUCGCCGACACCGGCCAACCGGGCAGUAAGGCCACCUUCUUCGACGACCAAAUCCCCGGCGCCACCAGCUUCCCCACCGUUAUUCUCACCGCUGCAAGUUUCAAUGAGUCCCUCUGGAAGACCAUUGGCCAGGUUGUUUCAACUGAGGCAAGAGCCAUGUAUAACAUGGGGCAUGCUGGAUUAACAUUCUGGAGCCCAAAUAUCAAUGUGGUGAGGGAUCCCAGGUGGGGAAGAAGUCAAGAAACGCCUGGCGAAGACCCUCUGGUGGUUGGAAAAUAUGCUGUAAACUAUGUCAGAGGCCUGCAAGAUGUUGAAGGCACCGAAAACAUUACAGAUUUAAACUCUAGGCCUCUCAAGGUUGCUGCUUGUUGCAAGCACUAUGCUGCAUAUGAUCUUGAGAGCUGGCUUGGAUCCGAUAGGUUCCAUUUUGAUUCAAAGGUUAUGGAGCAAGAUAUGAGAGAGACAUUCCUUAAACCUUUUGAGAUGUGUGUUAAAGAUGGAGAUGUUUCCAGUGUAAUGUGUUCCUUUAACCGCAUCAACGGCAUACCUAUUUGUGCUGAUCCACAACUCUUGAAAGACACCAUUAGAGGAGAAUGGGACCUUCACGGGUACAUAGUUUCAGAUUGUGAUUCAAUAGAAGUAAUGAUAGAUGGUCACAAAUGGUUAGGCGACACACCAGAGGAUGCUGUUGCACAAACACUCAAAGCAGGUUUGGAUUUGGAUUGCGGGUACAAAAUCGGGAGUUACUAUGGCAACUAUGCAGGCAGUGCAGUGGAACAAGGGAAAGUUGGGGAGGCAGAGGUAGACAAAGCCCUCAAAAACCUCUACACUGUGCUAAUGAGACUAGGCUAUUUUGAUGGCAUCCCUCAGUUUAAAUCCCUGGGCAAGGCCGAUGUUUGCUCUGAAGAACACGUGGAAUUGGCAGCCGAAGCAGCAAGGCAAGGGAUUGUUCUUCUCAAGAAUGACAAUCAAACUUUGCCUUUGAACUAUGGUGAAAUUAAGAGCAUAGCAGUCGUAGGGCCUCAUGCCAAUGCCACCGAAGUCAUGAUUGGAAACUAUGCAGGUAUCCCUUGUCGAUAUGUAUCCCCUGUGGACGGCUUCUCUGCAUUUGGAAACGUGAGAUAUGAAACCGGUUGUGCUGAUGUUGCUUGCAAGAAUGAGAGCUUGAUAUUCCCAGCCAUGAGAGCUGCAAAGAAAGCUGAUGCUACUGCAAUUAUAGUGGGGUUGGACUUGUCGGUUGAGGCUGAGGGCUCAGACAGAGUCGAUCUGUUGCUUCCGGGCUACCAAAAUCAGCUCAUCAGACAAGUUGCCAGUGUCUCCAAAGGACCCGUCGUUCUUGUAGUCAUGUCUGGUGGUCCAGUUGACAUCUCUUUUGUCAAGAACGACCCAAAGAUCAAGGCUGUCCUGUGGGUUGGUUAUCCCGGUGAAGAAGGCGGUCGAGCCAUAGCUGAUGUUGUAUUUGGGAAGUACAAUCCUGGAGGAAGAUUGCCCCUCACAUGGUACGGAGCCGACUAUGUUGAUAUGUUGCCAAUGACAUCCAUGGCAUUUAGACCAAUUGAGAGCUUGGGCUACCCCGGCAGAACGUACAAAUUCUUCAAUGGCUCCACAGUCUAUCCAUUUGGGCACGGACUCAGUUACACCCAGUUCAACUACAACCUCAAGUCCUCCAAAAGGUCACUCAACAUCAAGCUCCACAAGCUGCAACAUUGCCGCAAUGUGAAUUACAGCGCAAGCGCAUACAAGCCUAUGUGCCCUGCAGUUCUGAUCGAGGACUUGAAAUGCCAUGACAACAUCGAGUUUGAGGUUCAGGUCAAGAACGUGGGGAGGAGGGAUGGAAGUGAGGUUGUGAUGGUUUACAGAGUACCCCCCGAAGGCAUUGUCGGGGCCCCUAUGAAGGAGCUAAUCGCCUUCAAGAGGGUUUCCGUGGCAGCAGGACGAAGUAUGACUAUUAAGUUUGUGGUGAAUGCCUGCAAGAGCCUUGGCAUUGUGGACUACACAGCCAACCAUCUUUUGCCAGCAGGGAGGCACACUAUCAUGAUUGGAGAUGGAGCAGUCUCGUUUCCAGUUAACAUUAACUUCAAAUAUUAGAAGAAAGAUUUAGAUAGAUUAGUGAUUUUUUUUUUCUUCGGUUAGCACCAUAUUAAACUAUCUUUUUCAGGUUCAUAAUGAACUAUUUUUUUAUGCAA
This is a messenger RNA of Diospyros lotus (date-plum), 2522 nucleotides long. Its product is annotated as probable beta-D-xylosidase 5. The record is from RefSeq and is a predicted model, not a curated record. Gene Ontology annotation, biological process: arabinan catabolic process; xylan catabolic process. Gene Ontology annotation, cellular component: plant-type cell wall. The coding region runs from base 34 to 2424 and encodes 796 amino acids. NCBI's taxonomy places the organism in Eukaryota, Viridiplantae, Streptophyta, Magnoliopsida, Ericales, Ebenaceae. Gene Ontology annotation, molecular function: alpha-L-arabinofuranosidase activity; xylan 1,4-beta-xylosidase activity. The transcript has 7 exons.